Acipenser ruthenus (sterlet) is the source of this 3656-nucleotide messenger RNA. RefSeq names its product ezrin-like. Gene Ontology annotation, biological process: positive regulation of protein localization to early endosome; regulation of cell shape; regulation of organelle assembly. The transcript is spliced from 14 exons. The record is from RefSeq and is a predicted model, not a curated record. Bases 293 to 2047 code for a protein of 584 amino acids. Gene Ontology annotation, cellular component: apical part of cell; filopodium; plasma membrane. Gene Ontology annotation, molecular function: cell adhesion molecule binding; actin binding. NCBI's taxonomy places the organism in Eukaryota, Metazoa, Chordata, Actinopteri, Acipenseriformes, Acipenseridae.
UGCUUGUUGCUGUUUUAUUUCAGGGUGGUAGGAGUCGCUGGAGUAGUCACCGAUUCUCAUCGGCAGCGGUAACAAACAGGAACAGGCGGGUGAUGAAAUUAAUAGAGCUGUGUGAGUUAGAGGGGCAGCCAUAUUGCAGCAUUAUUACUCAAUUCAGGGAGGGGAUAAACGGACGCUAGUACUGUCUGACUGCUGUAAAUCCCACCUGUACGGGAAAGGAUUUGGGGGAAAAGAAACCUAUUGGAAGGAGAGAUUGCAGUGCUUCUGAAGGAAACCUUGAAAACAACUGAAAAUGCCAAAGCCAAUCAAUGUUCGAGUUACCAGCAUGGAUGCAGAGCUGGAGUUUGCCAUCCAGUCCAACACAACCGGCAAACAGCUCUUCGACCAGGUGGUUAAAACCAUUGGAUUGCGUGAAGUGUGGUACUUUGGACUUCAGUAUGUGGACAGCAAAGGGUACCAGACAUGGCUGAAGCUGGAUAAAAAGGUUUCUUCCCAGGAAGUGAAAAAGGAAAAUCCUCUGCAGUUCAAGUUUCGUGCCAAAUUCUUCCCUGAAGACGUGUUUGAGGAAUUGAUCCAGGAUGUCACACGGAGGCUGUUUUUCCUCCAGGUGAAGGAAAGCAUCCUCAGUGAUGAAGUCUACUGCCCACCAGAAACUGCUGUUCUCCUGGGCUCCUACGCAGUCCAGGCCAAGUUUGGAGACUUCUCCAUGGAAAGUAAUAAACCUGGAUAUCUGUCAUCAGAACGUAUCCUCCCUCAGCGUGUUCUGGAACAGCACACACUCUCCAGAGAACAGUGGGAGGAACGCAUCCAUGUCUGGCAUGAGGAACACCGUGGAAUGCUCAAGGAAGAUGCCAUGCUGGAGUACCUGAAGAUUGCCCAAGACUUGGAGAUGUAUGGCGUGAACUAUUUUGAUAUCAAAAACAAGAAGGGAACAGACCUCUGGCUGGGUGUAGAUGCCCUUGGAGUGAAUAUCUAUGAAAAGGAAGACAAACUAACUCCAAAGAUUGGUUUCCCCUGGAGUGAAAUUAGGAACAUCUCCUUCAAUGACAAGAAGUUCAUUAUAAAACCUAUUGACAAGAAGGCUCCAGACUUUGUGUUCUAUUCGCCACGCCUGAGGAUUAACAAGCGCGUCCUGCAGCUGUGCAUGGGGAACCAUGAGCUGUAUAUGCGGCGCAGGAAGCCUGACACCAUCGAGGUGCAGCAGAUGAAGGCACAAGCCCGUGAUGAGAAGCACUACAAACAGAUGGAGAGAGCACAGCUGGAGAGUGAGAAGAAGAAAAGGGAGACCAUUGAGAAGGAGAAGGAGCAGAUGGAGCGAGAGAAGAGAGAGCUUGAGAUGAGGCUGCAACACUUCCAAGAGAAGACCAUUAAAGCAGAGAGAGAUUUGCAAGAGCAGAUGAGGAGAGCCAUUCAGCUGGAGGAUGAGAGAAGAAAGGCAGAACAAGAGGCAGCGCGUCUGGAGGCUGAUCGCCAGGCUGCGCUUUUAGCCAAGGAAGAACUGGCCAGGCAGGCUGAGGACCAAAUGAAGAGCCAGGAGCAGCUGGCUGCAGAGCUGGCAGAAUAUACAGCCAAGAUCGCACUUCUGGAGGAGUCCAAGAAGCGUAAGGAGGAGGAAGCUGACCAGUGGCAGCACAGAGCCACGGAAGCCCAGAAGGACUUGGUAAAGACCAAAGAGGAACUGCACAUGGUGAUGACAGCCCCUCCACCACCACCCCCUCCCCCAGUGUACGAGUUUGUGGAAGACAAUGAGCAGGAGGAUGUUGAGGAGACCAAUAGCACCUACAGCGCCGAGCUGCAGUAUGAGGGCAUUGAUGACCACCGCAAGGAGGAGAACCGGAUCACUGAGGCCGAGAAGAACGAGCGCGUCCAGAAGCAGCUCAUGGCUUUGAGUUCAGAGCUGGCCCAGGCCAGAGAUGAUAGUAAGAAGACCCACAAUGACCUGAUCCACACUGAGAACGUGAGGGUUGGCCGUGACAAGUACAAAACACUGAGGCAGAUCCGACAAGGCAACACCAAGCAGAGGAUCGAUGAGUUUGAGGCUCUGUAAAUCCCUUGCUGCACUGUGGGCUUGUAGGUACAUACUGCAGUACACUGUCCCAAAUGCAGAUCUCUCACCUUUUUUGACUUUCUGAGUGGUCAAUGUAGGAGCUUGUAGUAUUAUUGUAAAAAAAUAAAUAAAUAAAAAUUAAAACACUGGUUUUCACCAAGCAACAGUAUAUCAGAGGACUGCUGAUUCAUAUAGAGCGCAAUACAGUUUGGUGAUAACAGGUGUGAAGAUUGAUUGAUUGAUUGACUGGUUGAUUGAUUUAAAAGGCACAAUGUGUUUUAAUUUUAUAACAUUCCAGUGCCAAAACUUAUCAGAUUUAUUUCUUUCACAAUUAUUUUAGUUUUUUGGUAGCCCAAUUACCUUUCACCACAUAAUUGCCAUUAAUCUAAAAUGUUUUAAAUAUACUUCUGAAUUCCUUUGCAAGGGAUAACGGAAUACAGACACACAAGGAAGAUCGUUGUAGUUUGAUUUGUGCUUGGUUUACAAUAGAAUACGUGUAGCCAAAUAGCGUGCCAUAUAAGCUAAGGGAGCUUUGAAGCCAAAACUAAACCCAUUGUUUGUACAGGGCUGCAUAGUGUUUUAAACCAUAUACGAUGGUAUAUUAUAUACAAUUUGCCCACAGCUGAAGGCUGUGACCUUUGACUUCAAGAACUGAAUUAUUAAUUUAGAGAUGAAAGAUGUUUUGCAGAGGCCACUCAGAAAUGAAGAUGAGAAAACAGUAUAAAAACAAUUUCAAAUUACUAGCAGAACAGCACUUUUUUUUUUUUUCUAUAUUUGAAAGCACAUUUCCAUACACAUGUUUAAUAUUCCUGGAUAACCAAUAAUAUUGAAUGGUUUAUUAUUUAUACACUGGUCAUUCCAAUAAAAAAGGUAAUUGAUUUUGUUUUGUAUAUUUUUGCUACAUAGUAUAUUGAAACAGUUAAAGUUGUGUAAUAAAGUUCCUGCGACUAUAUAUCAACCAAAAUAAUGUAGGUUUGUGUUGAGUCUAGUUUCUAAAGAUGACUUAGUUGAAAGAUCUAUUUGUAAAUGUCAUUUUUUUACUUUUAAAAUUCAACUUUCAUGAAAUUCUUUGUAUAAAUUAAUCUAUAGCAAAUAACAUUUCUAGAUGUGUUAUUUAUAACAAAACAAUGUUUUAAAGCUAAUGGCAUCUGCAUUUUGUAAGACUCCACAAUUGAAGUGAGAUAUAUAUAUAUAUAUAUAUAUAUAUAUAUAUAUAUAUAUAUAUAUAUAUAUAUAUAUAAAAUCUCAACUUUUUUCACAUGUCUUUUUGCACCUUUUCUAAUCACUACACAAUGAUGAGUAAUGCAAAGGAGACUAUCACUGACUAUCACCAUGUUUUAAUAAGGUUACAGUUAAUAAUGGGUUGAAAUUAAUAGUGUUCAGGUAUCUGGGUUUUUUUUUUUCUAUACUGCUUUUAACACAUUUCAGAUAACCAUGUCUGUCUUUUCUUUAUUUUUAUUCAACAUGUGUAGUUACAGAAUGUUUUUGUUUAGUGUAAACAGGCAGCAAUGCUCCUCCACUACAUACUUGCUGGUUUGUAUUGAAACUGAGUACACUUUUUACUAAGGUGUUCAUUAAAACAUUUUUGGCAAUAAAGAUCUGCAAAAAA